Molecule: messenger RNA, 2784 nt
Organism: Oikopleura dioica
Lineage: Eukaryota; Metazoa; Chordata; Appendicularia; Copelata; Oikopleuridae
Source: the annotation of a GenBank genome assembly
AUGACGGAAAAGCUGCCGCUCCAGUCGUUCGUCAACCUCAUCCUAGAGCCCUUCCGCGAUGGCACCACUAACUGUAAGUUUGUUGAUAGUUGGAGGGAAAAUAAGGUGGUACCUAUUCCUAAGCCAGACGGUCGCGCCAGACCAAUUACUGUUGUGCCUUUUCACCUGGGGCACCAGGAGAAGGCACAAUGCGAGCUCUUUGCCGCAUUUGUCGAGCAUUAUGGGCUUGUACCACGUGAACAAUUUGGUUUUCGACGCAGUAGAAGCUGCGGUGGUGCAGCCUUUGCCGCCAAAUUCGCCAUCGACUCGCUUUCAGGGGAUUUGGACGAUGAUGGUAAGUCAUUGACCUACCCUGCUUGGGCAAUGGUCAGUUGUGAUGCCAAAAACGCCUUCGGAGUUAUUCCACAUGAUAAAUUAUUACUUGCGUUGAGCGGAAUAGUCUCCGAGGCGUUUUUGGCAUACAUCAAAGAAUUCCUCCCCCGGAGUUUUAGAGCGGUUAUGAACGGGUUUGUCAGCGACAAAAAGGUCUUACCCCCUUGGGGCCUUCCACAAGGCUCAAGUUUAAGCCCUGUCUUUUACAUCUACUACUGCUCGAUCCUCAAUAACAAAAUGAUUAUAGAUCCAAUUGAUGAGGAGGCGCAGGAAAUGGAUGCUGAAAUCGACUCACAAGUCGCUGAAGAAGGUUGCAAACCUACCUCUCACCAGCUGCUUGGCCUAGCGCUAAGCUCAGGUGAGCAAAAAGUCAAAAUGGGUACAAGGCUGUGCCCGCACGGCAUCAGUACUCAUGUUGGCUUAUCAGUUUCAUUCGCAGAUGAUUACAUUGCUAUAGUUGGUGGAUUCACGAGAGCCGCCACGUUCCGAGCAAUCAAAACCUCCAGCAACAAUGUACUCUGCGAACUGCAAAGAAGCGGAAUCCGCACUGCACCCCACAAAUCCAGCUUGGUCAUGUUCUGCACAUAUAUCGGUGCGCAGAGGCUGAUGGCAAUGAAACUUCGAAUUCCACCUAUAUUCGUGGAUGAAAUCGCUCUCUAUUCUCCAUCAUCGCGAACCAUUUCCCUGUGGCCGGUUUUCGUCCUUCGCAGUCCUAUCUUCACGGAAUUACUCCAAGGAAAGAAUAUAAUCCCGUCCGGCAUGAUCGACUCUCCAGAAAGGUCUACUGCAUCGAUCAGGAGCUUCGCUUCAACAGACCAAAGAGAGCUUCAUCUUUACGCGGGCGCCUUCCCGAACUUCUUCUCCUCGGAGUUCGACGUAGCCGAAUGGAUUGCAGGCAAACCUUUGCUAGCAGACGUGAUCGAUGAGGCACCGCUUGAACUCGUCGACGAGUGGUACAAUAUCUGGCGCUCGGGUAAGCUGCUCAAGCUGAAAAAUGCCAACAACGGUCGUCCGCUGGGCGAUGCUGAUGCGACAGCUCUAAUUGCAAGCAUGCUUGCGAACCAGAAGGAAGGUCCGGUACCUACCUUCGACCGCCGGCUUGCGAAGAUCGCUGGAAGACUUGUCACUGCGACUUAUGAUGCCGACUUUGGUUGCCAACUCAUUGACUUUGCCCUCCAAUCGAAUGAUUUCCGCUUUGUCGACAGUCUCGACGCGUUGUGGAGAUCAAACGGCAUUAGCUGGAAGACAACUGAAGCUGUACUGAGCCGACCACUCGGCUGGCUCUGCCUCGACUCAAUCAACAAAGCCAACCUAAUUGAACAGGCAACCUCCCUGGUAACGCCGCUGUCUAGUCAAGCCAUCGAAGCCCUAAUGCGCAUUACCUGUCAGCCGACAGUGUACGAGAUGAUCAAAGCGCGAGACCUCAUGGCGUCGUCGCUCUGGGAGGAAGGCUUAUCCGAAAUGCAUCAAUUUCUCGCCAAUCCGCAAAACUUCACCGAGGAGUCGCGAAUUGAGCGUUUAGCGGCCUUCACAAAUUUCAACGAAGAUACCCUCAAAGUAGUCUCAGAUGUCUUUGAAGCUAACAUCGGGAUGUCAGCUGUGGACUUCUUCGAUGAAGCCAUAGUCUGGGCUACCAGAAAUUUCUGUCAGUGUGGAAAGGUGAUCAACUCGCACGAAGCAACUAAUGGAGACGACUUGGCUGAAGCAGCCUUCAUGGCCAAAAUGUGGGCGAUGGAGGUUUUCCAGAUCUCGUAUGACAUCGAAAAGAAGGACAAAGAAUUCGACCACAGAGUCUUCCACAGAAUCGCCGCUAGACGUGAGUUUAAAAAUGCCCACCUCAGCUGCUUCUCUUACUACAUCACUCGUGGCCUGGGACUAGUUGGUUGCUUCGGUUCGAUUAUGAAGUGGUCGACCGAAAUUAUAGUUAAACAUAUGUUUAUUACCUACUUUACUAAAGCCCAGGCAAUUCUCUCUGAAAAACCUUUCGGCAACUUCUCCAAAUGGGCAGCAAUUGCCACACUCCGUUUCUCAACACCGUUCUACGGUUCACCAUCUUCAACCGGAUUAAUUUCGCACACGGUUGAGGAAUUGGCUGAAUUGGGAGAGGGCGAGUUACUUGAAUGGCUCACCAGUAAUAUCCAAGGCUUGACCGUUCUGGUUACUAAUCGGUCCUCGAACGGUCCAACAGUGCUCAAUAACUGCGCUUUCCCAACUAGCCCCACUUUCUCGUCUUUAGUUAUCUACAAUAAUGCCAAAAAUCUGAUUACGAGGUGGAUCUUUAUAUACAAGCUCCAAAGUCCUCCGAGCCUAAUGGCCUGGGGAAAGGUCGAUUCCCGCGUUCAGACAUGUGAGCUUUUCUCAUAUCGCCAUGAACACCCACGAGUUCUUCCCGGUACCUUCGGAGGUCGCUGA